Penaeus indicus is the source of this 5079-nucleotide messenger RNA. RefSeq lists its product as uncharacterized. The transcript is spliced from 12 exons. NCBI's taxonomy places the organism in Eukaryota, Metazoa, Arthropoda, Malacostraca, Decapoda, Penaeidae. The record is from RefSeq and is a predicted model, not a curated record. The coding region runs from base 1 to 3963 and encodes 1320 amino acids.
AUGACUUCGUCACCAGAGAGCUCUCAAAUCACAGAACAUUCCACCCCACAGAUAACUGCAACAACAGAGCUGACAACAGGCGUGCAACCCAGCCCGCCGAGCCCUAGUAACAAUGCCACAGUGCCCUUAGACCAGAGGUACUGGGUCAGGACAGUGCUGGAAGGUCCCCCUGCCAGUGACGACCCGCAGCUCUAUUGGAGAAGCUUAUCGACGGAGUGCAAACAAGAUAAAUCGAUAGAAGAUGCAAUAGAACAUACAACAGAAGUUACAACACAAAAUACGACAGAAGAUACAACAGACCCUAGCAGUGGAAUCUACGAAUCUGCAGUAGGAAAAGAAGAUGGUGUCACCAUCCUACCCUUUGGCACUGUCACCUCUGUUAAUCUGGUGUCAAGUGCCACCGAAAACGGGACUGCGGUUGCCGUCUCGCCCUCUGAAGCGGUGGCGAUCCUCUCCUCGUCCGGCAUCGAGUCGUCCAUGUCUGUAGUCUCUCUGCCACUCAAGCCGACGCCGGUGACGACUCCGUUGCCUAUUGAGACGACCAGCGUGUUGCCGAGUCUGCAAGUUACACCCCCUUCCCCAGCAGACUGUUUCUCCCCUCUCCCAGGGCCAGCCCAGACGCCAACAGUCUCCCCAAGCUUCGCCACGGCCCCGCCCCACGUCGAUAAGGACCCUGAGGAUACUGUGCUAUCUAUCGACAGUGGCAAUGACACCAAGGAGACGGAGGCAGGAUCUAUAGUAACUACUUCCUCUUCUGAGACGUUUUCAGUUGAGACGUCGACCAAUUCAUCGACUGAGAUCGGAGAUUCGUCUUUCCCUUCGCUUGAACCUUCGGCAGGAGCAACGUCUGACAUUCCUGACACAAGUCCUACGACGUACACCCUCUCGACGCCCACGCAUGAUUCGUUUAAUAUUACAGCGUCGACACUUACACCUUCGGUUGACGAAACUCUGGGAACGAGACCCUCUGACUACUUAUCAUCAACUCCUUCGUCAGUGACUGAGCUAAUCACUCUGCCACAGAGCUCGAUAACCACACCGCCGAUGACUUCGUCACCAGAGAGCUCUCAAAUCACAGAACAUUCCACGUCAGCUUCAUCAGCAUCCUCAACAGCAACAAUAAUUACAUCAGUAACAGCAACUGAAAAACCAACAACGACAGCAACAACAUCUGCAGGAACGACAACAACAACAACAUCAGUAGCAACAACAUCAGCAACAGCAGCAGCAGCAACAACAGCAACUCCAUCUUCAACCAAGACGCCUCCAACAACAACGCAAAGCCCACAGAUAACUGCAACAACAGAGCUGACAACAGGCGUGCAACCCAGCCCGCCGAGCCCUAGUAACAAUGCCACAGUGCCCUUAGACCAGAGGUACUGGGUCAGGACAGUGCUGGAAGGUCCCCCUGCCAGUGACGACCCGCAGCUCUAUUGGGCAAGCAUGGAGGCAUUAUUAACAGAUGCUUACAGAGAAGCUUAUCGACGGAGUGCAAACAAGAUAAAUCGAGAGAAGAUGAAAAUGAAAACGAAGGCUUCAAACCAAACGUCCAAAGAUACAAAAGAGCCCACCAUCGACCCCACGACAAGCAACCCGUAUGAGAACUACACCACGAUCACAGCCCGGGUGAGGAGGCAUGUUCCAGACAUCACGACUCCUUUGCCUCCUCUGAGACGUCGUCGCCGAAGGAAACGUGACAUUCGUGCGGGCGAGAGAAUCUAUGACAUGUCCCCAGGGCUCAUGCGGAGAAAGGCCAUGGCAAUCCUCAGCGAUGACGAAAAGGCACCAAACAAUCGUCCAGGUUCUAAACCAACCCACAAUUUGCCCCCAAAUGCGAAAUCCUCUACACGGCCUCUGAGAAGGAACUUACACCUAUGGUCGAUACGUAAAAAGACAUCGCUCAAGCGCCUCGAGAUAGGCCUCAACAGAAGAAAACGGACCACGGCUGAGAACGUGAAGGUACGACUCCAUAACGUGACGUAUGACAAUGUGACAGAUACGACAGAGUUAAUCUACACUGUAUUCGACGACGAGGAACCCAUCCUCGCCCGCGAGGCUGUGGCGAACAUGUCGAACGUCGAUGAUAUGGAGAUGGCGAUCAUGCUCGACCAGGUUGUGGUGGUCAAAGCUGAGGAGUACCUGAGGGCGCCCCCGACGCCGCAGAAGGCCGAGCUGGUCUACUGGAUCAUCGGCGGCGUGAUUGGGGCGGUAAUGCUGGUGGUGUUCGUGGUGUGGCUCGGCGCCUUCGUGUAUAAGAGGCACAAGAGGGAGAGGGAGAUCCUUCAGCCAGAUUCGCAGGCAGCGACGCCGAGAAGCCACUUGAGUGCCAAUGCAUACAUGGGUCACCUUAACCUCGCCUAUGCGAGCAGCAGAGAGGAGAAGCUGGACGCCGCGCCUGUCCCUUCGACGUCUCAGUUUCCAGGAGGCGAGCUGGGUGGCUCCUCUCCCGGAGGGUCCCAUGACCAGCUGCUCAUCCGAGACAAAAAAGAUCACUCAAGACAUUCCUCCAUGGACGAAAUGGAAGACGAUGAGUCUCACGAGGAGUCUCCCAGGGAGGAGGCGGACUUCGAAACCACAGAAGAGGAGGUGCCCGACGGCCGGCGCCCGAAAAGCAGCGUCCCUUGGAGGCGGCCCGGCCGGCGCGUCGGCACGGAAGAGGCCGAGGAGCCCGUCUAUAGCUCGCCCAACCCCGCCAAUAUCCAGUACCAGCCAUCGCACUCCAACUACUCCCGCUACGACACGACCCACUCCGACCUGACCUCCAGCGACCUCCGCUGCGACCCCGCCUCGCAGCUGAUGGCCAACAUGCUCCAGGGCGCCGCCGAGUUCACGCGCAAGGACCACGGCUCGAUCUUCUUGCCUCCGCCCCUCCUUCCGCCGCCCCAGGGAUUCGACAGGAAUCAGGAGGGGCAGUUCAUCCCGGGGACGUCCCUCCCUCGCUUCCUCCCUCCGCCCCGCCCCGCCAAGAGCGUCUCUCUCGCCAAGGCUCCUCCCGAAGGAUACGGCCAAGGCACCCCGUCCCAGAUCCAGUCAUACGACUAUGAUCCUGAGGCGCCGCCCAUCCCGCCGAGGAACUACACCAGGGAGGAGGCAGGACUUCCGCCUCUGAGGGAAACCUCGCAGUCCCCCCUCCGGCCGUCGACGAAGGACGCGCAGGUGGAGGCUCGAAUCGACAACGAGACGGGAGGAUCAUCUUCGUCAGGAGAGGAGCUCGCGCGCCGCCCCUCAACAACCUCCUCGCAAGCGUCCGACGCGGGGAGUUCCGACGGCACGGCGCCCAACGUACGUCGUCUGCGGCGCCGCUUCCACGACCUGCUGGACGACGCCUUUUCUCUGCUCAAUGGUCAACGACACGGGGAUAAGGUCACACCUCUCACGACCCCCACGCAAGGCCGCAAAGGUCGUGUGAGGUCAGCGGCUUUCUUACAGAGGGGCCGCCAUUCAGACGUGCCAGAGGAGCAGGGGGCCGCAGGAGGGGAGGACGGGCGCCCUUGGUCAGUUGCUGCCGUCCACGCGUCGCCGUCCUGGAGAGAACCACAGCUGGUGGGCGUGAUCCCCAUGGAAGAGAGCAGGAACCCGGUGUCCGCGUGGGGGGACGGGGCGGGCCGAGCGAGCGGCGGACGACCCUCCAGUGCUCACCCGACGACCGGGGCCGGACGACCCUCGAGCAGCGGACGACCCUCAAGUGCUAGGCCGAGUAGCGGGCGACCCGGCAGCGGGCGACCCGGCAGCGGGCGACCCGGCAGCGGUCGGAGCGCCCGGAGCAUAACGCCGGUCAACAUGCCGCCGAACAGCCCCGACCGACUCGCUCUAAAUCUGGCGGGCGUGCACGGGAGCACCGAGGCCCUGGAUCCCGACACCGGCCUGCGCGUGUCCGACCCGGCCGUGCCCCUCAUCCGCGCCAUCAAGGAGGAACUCAAACGCUUCAAGUCGACCAUCAGCACCGAGUCCUCCAACGCCUAAGACCCUCCUACUCCUCCAACGCCUGCGACCUCUGCCUGCUCUUCCACGCUGCCUUCUUGUCUCGUUAAGAUUGUCCAAGGCCCUCUGGAACGAGUUCUGGUUCUCUUUCGUGAAAGAUUCUUUGGUGAAGCAACGUAGAGUAUGAAAAUGUACGUCUAAGUGAAGUGGUUUUGAAUGGUUUUCCUUUUUUCUCAAGAAUGAGCAGGCGAGAAAUAAAUUGCGAAGCACUUUAACCUUUGAGGAAUGAGUACAUAAGUAUAUUAGGGACUGUCAGAAUCCCCUUCAUAAAUGUUAAAGGAUACUUCAAUUUUUUACAUUUUAGGUUUUUUUACAUCUUGCUUUUUUAUAAUGUAGAUUAUAUUUUAAAUCCAAUAUGCAGAUAGCAUAGUCUGUUAAGAAUAAAAGUUGCCAAUAAACUGUUGACCGAGUUAGCGAUAGGAAUAGAAGGGUAGAGAUAAUAGCUGCAUGAGAAGAACGGACCAGGCAGGGAUCAAAUAGACUGAUAGACGACGAAAUGACCAAAAGAGGAGACCGAAAGGGACCAGUGUAGGACAUAAUCAAGUCAAGGUUUAUUAGGGAAGAACAAAUAAGACAUUUUCGCUGGGGACAAGGUCAUACAUUUUACCCUAGAACAAAAUGGAACAUUUUGGCCUGGUACAAGGUAGAACGUUUUGGCCAGAAACAAAAUGGAACAUUUUGGCCCGAAGAUGGAAUGUCUUGCCCGCGAAGAAGCUAGAACAAUUAAGCCUGGGACAAAAAAAAAUAUGUUCUGUUGUAUUCAUGUCCAAAGUGGUGCAUUUUGAGUUUCAUUUCAGAACAUUAGAAUACGAGAACAAGGUUGAGUGAGACUGACCAUAACACAUAUAGAAUACAAUUUAACUUCACUGGAGGACAGAGACGCUCUCUUAAGACAAACAAAAGCAGAUACAUAAAUCUAUGAAUGUAUACAAAGUGAGGAUAAAGAUAAAUGGAAAAAAAUAAAAAUAUGAUGAUGAAUAUUAAGAAUGAAAAUAAAAAACGAACAAGCUCCAUUGACCUGUUAUGUAAGGAAAUUACCUUUUGUUUAUUGAUGGUUGUGAGUUGAUUAUCAUAUUUCUGACGAAAGGAAUACGAAAU